This is a messenger RNA of Condylura cristata (star-nosed mole), 717 nucleotides long. Its product is annotated as olfactory receptor 51V1-like. Lineage: Eukaryota; Metazoa; Chordata; Mammalia; Eulipotyphla; Talpidae. Gene Ontology annotation, cellular component: membrane. The record is from RefSeq and is a predicted model, not a curated record. Gene Ontology annotation, molecular function: G protein-coupled receptor activity; olfactory receptor activity. Gene Ontology annotation, biological process: G protein-coupled receptor signaling pathway.
AUGCUUACCACAAGUGCCUUGCUAUACCUGCCUGCCAUUCUGACCUUUAUUGGGAUCCUGGGUCUGGAGUCAGUGCAGUGCUGGGUUGGGAUUCCAUUUGUCAUGUACCUCAUUGCUUUGCUGGGAAAUUCUUUACUUUUGACCAUCAUUAAAACUGAACCUAGUCUCCAUGAGCCCAUGUAUGUCUUCCUGACCAUGUUGGGGGCCACAGACAUUGUUCUUAGCACCAGCAUUGUCCCCAAGAUGCUUGGAAUGUUUUGGUUCCACUUGCCAGAAGUCUAUUUUGAUGUUUGCCUCUUAAAGAUGUGGCUCAUCCACACAUUUCAGGGUAUUGAAUCAGGAGUCCUACUGGCCAUGGCCUUUGAUCGUUUUACUGCCAUCUGCAAUCCUCUGAGAUAUGUUUCCAUCCUCACCAAUACCAGAAUCAUCCACAUUGGUGUGGCUAUACUAGGGAGGAACUUUUUGUUAUUGAAGUUCUUCCAUUACUGCCGCCCCCACAUCCUCUCCCAUUCUUUCUGCCUGCACCAGGACCUGCUCAGGCUGGCCUGCUCUGACAUCCGCUUCAACAGCUUCUAUGCCCUGGCCCUGGUAAUUUGCACCUUGUUGUUGGAUGCUGUCCUCAUCCUCAUAUCCUACAUUUUGAUCUUGCACUCAGUUUUGACUAUUGCAUCUCGGGAGGAGCGAAUCAAGUCCUUGGAGCCCAAUGCUAUAAUUUAG